Lepus europaeus (European hare) is the source of this 2759-nucleotide messenger RNA. It is a transcript of the gene INPP5K, whose product is annotated as inositol polyphosphate-5-phosphatase K. Gene Ontology annotation, cellular component: endoplasmic reticulum; cytoplasm; ruffle. NCBI's taxonomy places the organism in Eukaryota, Metazoa, Chordata, Mammalia, Lagomorpha, Leporidae. The transcript is spliced from 12 exons. Gene Ontology annotation, molecular function: phosphatidylinositol-3,4,5-trisphosphate 5-phosphatase activity; phosphatidylinositol-4,5-bisphosphate 5-phosphatase activity; inositol bisphosphate phosphatase activity. Gene Ontology annotation, biological process: negative regulation of phosphatidylinositol 3-kinase/protein kinase B signal transduction; negative regulation of peptidyl-serine phosphorylation; negative regulation of insulin receptor signaling pathway. Bases 40 to 1575 code for a protein of 511 amino acids. The record is from RefSeq and is a predicted model, not a curated record.
CGGAAGCAAAACAGUCGGCGAGCGUGAGGCGGCCGAGCCAUGGAGCUGGACCAGGAGGAGACCAGCAGCGAGGAGCCGGAGCAGUCAGACGUGAGCCUGCCGGACCACCCCGGGAGCGUGAUGGCCGCCGUGAGCGAGCGGAAGGCCAGCGAGCCGAACGUCUGGAAACUCAGUAUGCAUGUCGUGACCUGGAAUGUAGCCUCCGCAGCACCCCCCAAAGACCUCAGUGACCUGCUUCAGCUGAACAACCAGGACCUGGACCUGGACAUGUAUGUUAUUGGUUUGCAGGAAAUGAACUCUGGGAUUGUAAGCUUCCUUUCCGAUACUGCCUUUGAAGACCCUUGGAGCAGUUUCUUCAUGGAUGUGCUUGCCCCUCUGAGCUUCGUCAAGGUCUCCCAUGUCCGCAUGCAGGGGCUUCUCUUACUGAUCUUUGUCAAGUAUCAUCAUUUACCCUUUAUCCAGAUCCUCUCUACGAAAUCCACCCCCACUGGCCUGUACGGGUACUGGGGCAACAAAGGGGGCGUGAACAUCUGCCUGAGGCUUUACGGAUACUACGUCAGUGUCAUCAACUGUCACCUGCCUCCCCACAUAGCCAACAAUGACAAGCGGCUGGAGCACUUUGACCGGAUCCUGGAGAUGCAGAAUUUCGAGGGAUAUGAUAUCCCCAACAUCUUGGACCACGACCUCAUUCUCUGGUUCGGAGACAUGAACUUUCGGAUCGAGGAUUUGGGACUGCACUUCGUCCGGGAAUGCAUAGCAAAUCAGUACUACAGUGCCCUGUGGGAGAAGGAUCAGCUCAGAAUUGCCAAGAAACAGGACCUGCUACUCCGGGAGUUCCGAGAGGGGCCCCUGCUCUUCCCGCCCACCUACAAGUUUGACAGGAACUCCAACAACUAUGACACCAGUGAGAAAAGGCGGAAGCCUGCCUGGACCGACCGAAUACUAUGGCGGCUGAAGCGGCAGCCGCAGGCCACCUCCUACAUGUCCAAUCCGCCGACCUACUUCUUCCUGACCCUGAAGCACUAUGGCAGCCACAUGAUGUACUACAUCAGUGACCACAAGCCUGUCACUGGCACCUUUGACUUGGAGCUGAAGCCAUUGGUGUCUGCCCCAAUGAUCACGCUGAUGCCUGAGAGCCUGUGGACCAUCGAGAACGACAUGCUGGUCAGCUACUCCUCAGAGCCGGACUUCCUCAGCAGCCCCUGGGACUGGAUCGGACUGUACAAGGUGACGUGGCGGGCAAGGCAGGGAGCCUGCCAGCCACCGCCUCCGGCCCGUUCCCUGGAGGGUCACGGGAUCUGGGCAGAGUUGGGGAUGCGCCACAUUAAUGACUACGUGUCCUAUGUGUGGGUCGGGGACAACCAGGUCUCCUUCAGCAACAACCUCCACCAGGUGUACAUGAACAUCAGCGAGAUCCCGGACACGGAGGACUACUUUCUCCUCUGUUACUACAGCAGCAUUCUGAAUUCCAUAGCGGGGAUUAGCACCCCCUUCAAGAUCCCGCUGCGCUUCUUCUUGAAGGAGGACCCACUGAGUGAAGACGAGCCACAGAUCCCUGAGCACACAGGAGAGUGAGUCCAGGGUGUCGGCAGAGCUGCAGCCAGCCCUGCCUUCUGCCUGGAGUGCUGGGGCCAGGCCGGCCCCAGAGGAGGCAGCCAGGCAUCCUCCACUCACCCACGUCCCAAAUGAGCUCUAGCAGACUCCUUUGCUUUCUCUGGUCCAGAUCUCUGGAACUGGCCACUUAAAUAACAGGUUUUUGUUGCGAGCUGUGAGUGAAACCAGCUGGUUUGUCUCAGUGCAGACGAGGGGAUAGCCCACCAUCUGUGCAAGGACCUUCCUGCCCUCGUUUCCCCACACACACUUGCAGUGCUGCCCAAGCAGUCCUGCCAGGCACAUGCCCCAUCUGGCACAGGCCUGCAUUCUUGUCACGCCCUGCUGGGCCUCGGGCUGCCUGGGAGGGGGAGAUGCUCACAUUUGUGCGGGCUCCAGGGGCCGGCUGGCGCACAGCAGCUCUGGAUUCCAGAAGUCUUGGCAUCCUGUGGCCUGUGCGCAUGAGGGAUGAGCAAAGGAUCUGGGAUCCCCGCUUCCAACAGAAACGGCCUGCCUGCGGAGCUAGAAUGGAGGGGCCCCUACCCAGGCUGCUACUUGAAGAUUCUCCUGCCAGCACAGCCCUGCCCCUGCCCCUGCCCCUGUGGAUCCUGUAAGUUCAGAGCCUGAGCAGAGAGAACUGGGAAGGACCCCAGUCAGCUGGUGCUGGUGACUCAGGCCCCCUGCUUCCAGCCUGCUCUCUUAGGAAGGGUUGACAGGUGGUGGAGGAGCAGCCACCACACACACUCCCAGGGUGAUCACCGCCACGUCAGCCUCCUCUGCCCUCGGCCCUGUCAGGAGACCAGAAGAUGCUCCUCUCUCGGCCCCUCUGGAAACCCAACGUGGGGCAGGCAGAAGGGAGAGCCGGGAUUGAAACACUUCAGAGGAGCUGGUCCUGGGACCCUUCGGAGAAUAUAUUCCAGGUGCUGCGUGAACACUCCUGCCGCUGGCGCCAGUGGUGACUCAGCUGCCCUCCUCCCAGAAGAAGACGCCUCAGGGAGCCUGCUCUGCCUGCCACGCCCAUCGGGCCACCUGAGACAAGGUCCCCCCAGUUGCCAUGCAGCCUGUGCUCCUGGGAACCAUAUGUAUCAAGAACUGUCCCCUGGCUGCUUGACGCUGACUGGCUGUGUUCUGUCUGUUACAUUGGGGGGUAAUUAGAACUGUGGCUUUGA